Molecule: messenger RNA, 1080 nt
Organism: Sporothrix brasiliensis 5110
Lineage: Eukaryota; Fungi; Ascomycota; Sordariomycetes; Ophiostomatales; Ophiostomataceae
Exons: 1
Coding region: 1-1080 (359 amino acids)
Molecular function (GO): NAD binding
Source: RefSeq, a predicted model, not a curated record
AUGGCUCCCGUCAAGGUCGCCGUGCUCGACGACUACAAGGGCCAUGCCAAGGCGUACUUUGACACGCUCGACCCGGCCGCGUUCGAGGUCGUCUACUUCCCCGACACGCUGCUGCCGUACGACCACGCCAGCACCGCGCAGGCCGACAAGGACGCGCUCGUGGCGCGCCUCGCGCCGUUUGCGGUGAUCUCGACCAUGCGCGAGCGCACGCCGUUCCCGGGCGCGCUGGUCGACCGCCUGCCGAACCUCGCGCUGCUGCUGACGACGGGCGGCCGCAACCGGGGGCUGGACCUCGACGCCUUUCAGAGGCACGGCGUCCCCGUGGUGGCGUCGGUCGACCGCGGCGAGGGGGCGGCCAAGGGCGAGAGUGUGACCGGCCCGAGCAGCACGGCGCAGCACUUUGUGGCGCUGCUGCUGGCGGUGGCGCGCAGCGUGGCCCUGGACGACCAGUCGGUCAAGACGGGCGGCUGGCACACGGGGCACGCGCCGUUUGGGCUGGCGGGCAAGACGUACGCGACCGUGGGGCUGGGCCGGCUGGGCGCGGCGACGGCGAAGCUGCUGCACCAGGCCUUUCACAUGAAGGUGAUUGCGUGGAGCGCGAACCUGACGCAGCAAAAGGCCGACGAGCAGGCCGCGGCGCAGGGCCUGCCGGCGGGCACGUUUGCGGCCGUGUCGCGCGAGGCGCUGUUCCGCGAGGCCGACGUGCUGGCGAUCCACACGGUGCUGUCGGAGCGCACGCGCGGGCUGGUGACGCGCACGGACCUGGCGCGCAUGAAGCAGGACUCCAUCUUCAUCAACACGUCGCGGGGCCCCAUCGUCAGGGAGGACGACCUGCUGGACGUGCUGCGGCGCGGCGCCAUCCACCGCGCGGCGCUCGACGUGUUUGACGUGGAGCCGCUGCCCCAGGACAGCCCGUGGCGGACCACGAGCUGGGGCGGCCCGGACGGCAGCAGCCAGGUGCUGCUGACGCCGCACAUGGGGUAUGGCGAGCGGGUGACGAUGGAGACGUGGUACGCGACGCAGGUGGAGAAUCUGUUGAAGUGGUCGCGGGGCGAGGCGCUGCCGAACCGGUUGGCAUAA